Chelonus insularis is the source of this 428-nucleotide messenger RNA. RefSeq names its product putative gustatory receptor 28b. NCBI's taxonomy places the organism in Eukaryota, Metazoa, Arthropoda, Insecta, Hymenoptera, Braconidae. Gene Ontology annotation, cellular component: axon; dendrite; neuronal cell body. Gene Ontology annotation, biological process: male courtship behavior; chemosensory behavior; sensory perception of taste. Bases 14 to 241 code for a protein of 75 amino acids. The record is from RefSeq and is a predicted model, not a curated record. The transcript has 4 exons.
UACAUCACUAAAGAUGAGAAAGACUGGAGCAAUAUUACAUCGAGCAAUGGAUGAAUAUUUAUCUUAUUUAGCCAUUAGAAAUCGACUUCACCUUUUUUCGGUUGAGCUAUUACAUCGGAAUACUCAGUUUACUGCUUGGGGAUUAUUUGAUAUUGAUAAAAGUCUCUUAACAUCAAUCGUGAGUUCGAUGAUUACAUAUAUGAUUAUUUUGAUACAACUGAAAGAUAGUUUUCAACACUGAAGAGAUCAAUAACCUAGAAAAUACAUUUCUAACUUAUCAGAUAAGCUCAUCAACCCGCCUGCUUGUUUUUCACGCCUAGACUCAUUGUUCAUAAGCUAUAUGACACAUUAAUAAAUUAUCAAAAUAGCUAACUAUUUAUUAAAUUUUUUUUUGAAAUAGAUUGAUGAUGAUAAAAAAAAUAUUAACA